AUUGGGUUCUUGAUUUAAUGCAUUCAAUGUUUCUUAUGACUUGCAUGUUAUUGGUUUCUUGUGUAACUGUUCAAAACUUGGUUUUAAUAACUUAAGUGUAUUUUUUUUUUUUUUUUUUUUUGCCACUUCAAAUGCUAUUAAACAGGAUAUGUCCCUUGAAACAGUACAAAGAUAUUUGCUUCAAUAUUUUAUCUGUGGUGUUUUUUGUCAGGGUGGAUUUCAAAUGGAUGAAUUGCACUAAACUAACAAGUAUGUUAUCUAUCAAUAGUGUUAGGUGAUCAUUUCGAGUGCAGUUAAGUUUUGGCAGAUAGAUGCAUGUGCUCAGUCACUGUUCUUAUGAUUUCUGUACUCCUCCUACACAGUUUUAAAAGACAGAAAAAAAUAUUACAAAUUUAAUUUGAACCAAGGUUAUUGUAGUAAACCAAGAUGAACACAAACUAAAAUUUAUUUAUUUUGGAUAAAUACAUGAAUACAGAACGGAUACGGAAGGAAGGUCGAACAGCAGGUAAAAGCAAACUUACUUUCUAGCUAUGUAUCUUAACAGUCAAAUCUGUAAGUCCACUUGAAGUUUGCAAACUAGCAACAAGGGAAAGAAAACAUGCAAAUGUAAACUUGAUUUAUUUUUUUUGUAAGUAAAACAUAUAAACACAUUUUUAAAAAGGCCAUACUAAAGCAUGUGUCUCAUGCACGGUUUUACUGAAUGUUGUGAUACAUCUAAUCUAACCUUAGAAGCAGUAUUAUGCACUGCACUUAUUACAUUUCAAAUUCUGUGGACUGUUAUACAGUUCCUGUAUUUGAUUUGUGCAUGGUUCAUCUAUCAGAAAGUUAAUUUGUUUUAAAUGGUUGUUUUUGUUGCGUUUUGAUUACACUAUUUAUUGGGGUAUUUUCUUUCCUUUUUUUUUUUUUUAUCUCACACUUGACAAAGACCCUGAAUUUAAAAAAAACAGUAAAAUUGUUCACACAACUGUUGUAAUGUCCUAUGAUUCCAUAGUCAGAUGAAGAAACUGCAUUGUGUUGGCACCAAUUUGCUAUUUAUUUGGUCAGAUAGGAUAAGGGGCGCAUUUCUGUGACUUGUACACUUACCUGUAAAACAGCUUCCUCUGAAUUAAAUGUUGUAGUACACACAGUAAGAGAAUCUGUAGUGUUACCAUGGGGGGGAAACUGCUUGCAAAUCAUUUGUGUUCGUACACAGCACAUUUGUAAGUGGAUGUGACAUGGCUGACUGGUUGAAUUCAUGUAUUUGCUUGUGACCUUGUCUUUAUUUACAUGAUCUAGUUUCAGCUGCCACUGCUUUUUCAAGCCUAGUAAAAUAUUAUGUUUGACUAAAAGCAAAAACAUUUUGUUUUUUUUAUUAUACUGCAAGUACAAUUUGGACCAGAAUUCAUUAAUAACCUAGUUUGUUUUUGCUGAGAUUGUUUUCACCAUAGUCGCUGAGUCUUCACAGCCAGUCCUGAUUCUCUUUGCAUACUUAUUUGUGAAACCCUCAUCCUUUUCAGAUACUAAUGCUAAUUCUAGUCAUGCAUUCCGGAGUGCAUGGAAAUGGUCACAUGGGGUUUUGCCAAUAGACGCAUCAUGUUACUUAUUAAAAGCAGAGAAGUAUCAUACUGAUAGGUUACACCAGCUUGGUCAAAGAUAACGAAGAGAAUGAUGCAUUUUCUUGUCUCUUUGUAUUUGAUGGGAAAUGUUUUACACGCAUGGACUCAAUGCAACUCUCAGUUCAACCUGAAUGGAGAUUAUUUGAUAGGUGGACUUUUUGACAUUCACACUAGUAGCUCUAUUAGCUACGAGAGACCAGAAGCCAUUCACUGCUCCAGUCAAGCCUUCAGUCUGUCAAGUUAUCGGAGGUUUCAGCUGAUGAGAUUCUCCGUGGAGCAGAUCAAUAACUCAACCCAACUCUUGCCCAAUGUGUCUCUGGGCUACAAGAUAUUUGACCACUGCUCCAUUUCGAAGAACUUCCCUGGUAUUUUUGACCUCAUUUCAGCCAACGGAUUGAUCCGACCUUGGGGUGCGGAACACCAGCAUCUGUCUGCAACCUCCAAAGUCAUAGGAGUGGUGGGCCCUUUUACAAGCACCGACACCCUGACUGUAGCGCCACUCUUCAUGAUGGAUCUCAUUCCACUGGUCAGCUACGGAGCUGCCAGCUCGGCCUUUUCAGAAAAAGCGAAAUAUUCAUCUUUCCUGCGCACCGUUCAUUCCAAUAAAGACAGCGUCAAAGUGAUUGUAGCCAUCAUGGAGCACUUCAAAUGGCAAUGGGUGGCCUUACUUUACAGCAAUGAUGCUUAUGGCAAUGACGGCCUGGCACUCUUCAGGAACUUGAUUAAGGAUACUGACAUUUGUCUGGCCUUUGCCAUGGACUUCAAACAAAGCUCAAAUUACUCUGAAAUGUUCCAACAUAUUGAGGCGCACAGAAUAAAAACCAUUGUUGUUUUUGCUCCCAAAUUGUCAGUCGAGGCUCUCAUUGAGUCAGCGAUACAGGUGGGUGUCACAAACAAGGUGUGGCUAGCGGUCGAAACCUGGUCGUUAAAUGAGAAGCUCCCAAAGAUGAAAGGCAUCCAAAAAAUUGGAACAGUACUGGGAGUGUCUCAGCCUCUGUUGACUAUUCCUGGUUUUAGUGAAUUUCUCCUUGAUUCCCAAAGCAAAGGCCCUUGUGAAGAUGCAGAGGAGCUUCGUUUUUGCAAUCAGAUUUGCAACUGCUCGAAUCUGAGUGCACAGGAUAUCAUCUCCAUGGACCCUACCUAUUCGUUUUCUGUUUAUUCGGCCGUAUAUUCCGUCGCUCACGCCUUACACAAUGUCUUGCAAUGUGAGAAACACACAUGUCACAGAAAUAUUUCUGUGUUUCCACACAAGGUUCUGGUGGAGCUGAAGAAGUCAAACUUCACACUGCUGAACCAGAGCAUUCAGUUUGAUGAGCAUGGGGACCCCAAAUUUGGAUCUUAUUCUAUCGUUUUCUGGAACAAGAGUGGUGAAAUAGAGGAGAUCGGAUACUUUGAAUUGCAGUCCUCAGUCAACAUGGUCAUUGAUGAGACGAAAAUUCAGUGGCAUGGAAAGUGGAAGGUACCAACGUCACAAUGCUCUCACAAAUGUCCUGUUGGAUUUGCAAAGAAGCAAGACGGAAUUCACCACUGUUGCUUCACCUGUGAGGAAUGUCCUGAUGGAACCUAUAUCAACAUCUCAGAGGAUGCAUACAAGUGUGUGGACUGUAAGGCGACAGAGUGGUCGUCAGAAGCCAGCACAUCAUGCACCCUGCGAAAAGUGGAGUACGUCUCAUUUGAGGACAGCACCGCUAUAUUGAUCAUUGCGGCCACCUUGCUCUUGCUGGGCCUGGGGGUCGCCACGAGCGUUAUCUUUGCCCUCAACUACAACACGCCAGUCGUCAGGUCCGCUGGCGGUCACAUGUGCUUCCUCAUUUUGGGCUGCCUCGGUCUGAGCAGUCUGAGUAUCGGCUUCUUUUUUGGCAAGCCCUCCGUUUUGUCAUGUGUCUUACGGUUCGUGCCGUUUUCAUUGCUUUUCUCUAUGUGCCUUGCAUGUUUUGUGGUGCGCGCUUUUCAGAUUGUUUGUAUUUUUAAAAUUGCCGCCAAGUUCCCCAAGCUCCACGGUUGGUGGAUGAAAUAUCACGGACAGUGGCUCGUCGUCACGGUGAUGUUUGUAACGCAAUGCGUCCUCCAUUUAAGUACCUUUUGGAUCUCCACCCCCAAGCCAUACAAUGAGACGACAUGGUCUCCAGACAAAAUCAUACUGAGCUGUGAAAUCAGUGCUAAGGCGGCCACUGGUCCGAUAUUUUUGCUUGUGUGUUUAUGCACCCUCUGCUUCAUUUUUUCCUACAUGGGAAAGGAUCUCCCCAAAAAUUACAACGAGGCCAAAGCGAUAACCUUCUGCUUGCUCCUGCUGAUCCUCACCUGGAUCGUCUUUGUGACUAUUUAUAUGCUUUACAGGGGUAAGUUCAUCCCAAGCCUGAAUGCUCUUGCAGUGCUCUCCAGCCUCUACUCCUUCCUCUUGUGGUAUUUCCUCCCAAAAUGUUACAUCAUCAUAUUUCAACCCCACAAAAACACACCACAGUACUUUCAAGGUAUAAUCCAGAAUUACACCAAAACAAUUAGCCAGUAGUAGCCUGCAGUGAUUACCACCCUCAUUUUAAACUACUAGGUCCAGAAGUAUUUAGACACUAACACUAGGAUUUUGGGCUCAAUACACUUUCACAAUGGCUUGGAAAUAAAACAAACAAGAUGUAACUCAAGUGUGGACUUUCAUCUUUCAUUUAAGAAGCUUCACUAAAAUAUGGUAUUUGUCGUUCAGGUGGACAGCCAUUUUGUGCACAUUACUGACAUUUCUAUGAGACAUCACACUGACAUUAGGUUUUGGGAUUUUGUGCCUCAAGUGGGAAAAAAAUGUAUGGACACCAAAACAUGUACUGUAUUGGUGCUGAUAAGGAUUCAAUUGGAAAAAUUAAAUGGGUCUACAGACAUUAAAAGAUAUAAUAUUUGAUUGCGAGAAUGUGGAAUUUUUUCCAAUGUCAAUCUUUAGAUUUCACUUUAAUGUCCAUCUCUUAUAAGUGGUAGUGCAUUUACUUCUCUUCAGUGUCAUUAUUUUUCAAUUUCAAUUGACUUGUUAUGGUAAUUGGAGUGCACUUACGUGCUGUGAUAAAGUAUUUGCCUCUUUCUCUGAUUCUUUUUUAUUUUUAUUUUCUUUUUUUUCUUUUUUUGCA
Molecule: messenger RNA, 4702 nt
Organism: Phyllopteryx taeniolatus (common seadragon)
Lineage: Eukaryota; Metazoa; Chordata; Actinopteri; Syngnathiformes; Syngnathidae
Product: taste receptor type 1 member 1-like
Exons: 6
Coding region: 1645-4104 (819 amino acids)
Biological process (GO): G protein-coupled receptor signaling pathway
Cellular component (GO): membrane
Molecular function (GO): G protein-coupled receptor activity
Source: RefSeq, a predicted model, not a curated record